AUGUCACUAUCGCCCUUCGUCCGACAUUGGCAGCCUGCGGAGUACCAGCCAUUGGCGCUGCGCAAGCGCAGGUCCGCAUCGCCUCCUCCCCCGCGCUCCACACCCCUGCGUCUCACCUUCAAUGCGCAUAACAGGGAAUUCCGACUUCUCCUCCAGCCCAGCCCAAGUUCAGUAUUCACAGAAGACGUCCAGUUCCAUUCCACUUCCGGCCCUCUUGAUUACAAUACCGCGCUCGUCUACUCCGGGAAGCUAGAAGAUGAUGAUUCAUCCCACGUUUACGGGGUGAUAACGUCUGAUGGUUUGUUCGAUGGAACCAUAUGGACUUCUUCUGAAGAAUAUUACGUGGAGCCGCUUUCUCGGUAUAAUGUAGAUCAUCCGACCAUGCAUAGCGUUAUCUACCGACGCUCAGACGUAGAACACCCUCAUAGCAAUCGAGACGCCACACAUUGUGCCUCACAUCUUCUACACAUAAAAGGAACAAUUGGCCAAAGCGGAGAACUAUUCAAUUUUACAGAAGAGCUUACUCUCACAGACAUUCCCUUCACUAACUAUUCAGAUGACCUUACAACCGAAAUCAAUAGACGAAAGAAACGAUGGCUCCCCGAUGACGAAAUGCAGGACGAUCAGCCAAAGAAAAAUCCUGAUCUACCUUUAGAUUUAGACGUACCAUACUCUAGUAACAGUGACCCAUUCGACAAAUUUAGUACGAGGAAACCGAAGACCAAAAUCGAUAAGAGUAACUUAAUAACUAAAGUGCGACUCGAUUCAAUAGAAGAAUCGAGACCGAAGCCAAAGACACACGUGGAGGUGAUAAAGACUAAAGCAGGAGUAGUUACAGUUAGCAAAGACAUUGUCAAGAAAGAGCCGGUUGGGUAUACAAUAUUAUCAGCCAAUGCAACUGACGAUGGAAGGCAUGUAAACAAGAGAGCGACAGUUGAUCCGAGGAAGACAACAUGCCUAGUGUAUUUACAAGCGGAUCAUAUGUUUUACCAGCGCUACGGUUCCGAGGAAGCCUGUAUCGAAGUGAUGACACGCCAUGUGCAGAAAGUUAACGCCAUAUAUAAAGUAACAGAUUUCAACCAAGACGGAAAGCCAGACAAUAUAACGUUCAUGAUAAAAAGGAUAAAAGUUCAUACUUUAGACGCACUCAAGGAUCCCGCAUAUCGGUUUCCCAAUAAUUAUGGAGUUGAAAAGUACUUGGAACUUUUUUCAGAGGAAGACUACGAUGCGUUUUGCCUCGCAUACAUGUUCACAUACCGUGAUUUUGAAAUGGGGACACUCGGGUUAGCCUGGACUGGAGAUUUGAAGAACGCCGGGGGUGUUUGUGAAAAAAAUGGUCAUUACCGGGGCAGUAUGAAGUCGUUAAACACGGGCAUCGUGACGUUACUAAAUUACGGCAAGCACGUGCCGCCCGCUGUCUCCCACGUGACUCUGGCUCACGAAAUUGGACAUAAUUUUGGAUCUCCGCACGAUCCAGAGGUCUGUACCCCUUUUGGAGAAGAUGGGAACUACAUAAUGUUCGCACGAGCUACGAGCGGUGAUCGCAAGAAUAAUAAUAAGUUUUCUCCGUGUUCUUUAAGAGCUAUAGAUCCUGUACUCAAUAAUAAGGCUCGCUCUCCCAAAGGAUGCUUCACAGAACCGCAACCAGCCAUCUGCGGUAACGGCGUGGUGGAGGAAGGCGAAGAAUGUGAUUGUGGCUGGGCAUCGGAAUGUACGGACGUGUGUUGUCGUCCGCAGGCCGUACGUCCCCACUACAAGCCGUGUACGCUCACUGAACAUAGCGUGUGUAGUCCUAGUCAGGGUCCAUGCUGCACAUCUUCAUGUACACUCAAAUUUGGGGAUAAAUGUCGCUCUGAUAAUGGAUGCCGAGACGCGGCGCAUUGCGACGGGAAACGCCCUGUUUGCCCCUCAAGCAGACACAAGCCCAACCGGACCAGAUGUGACAAGGAACUCGUCUGUUUUAUGGGGGAAUGUACUGGUUCCAUCUGCCUCGCUUAUGGCCUGGAAUCAUGUCAAUGCGUACCUCGUAAGGAUGACCCUAGAUCAGCCUGUGAGUUGUGUUGCCGCAAAACGGGAGGAGCCUGCCUGUCCAGCUUCCAUUGGAACACACCGCCGUAUGAUGUCCCGGAUAUGUAUGCGAAACCGGGAACCCCUUGCAAUGAUUAUAAUGGCUACUGUGACGUAUUCCAACGUUGCCGUGAAGUAGACCCGUCAGGUCCGUUGGCGACUCUCCGAAAACUCUUAUUAUCUGAUGAAAGCAUUGCCGGCUUCAAACGGUGGGUCCUCCGCCACUGGUACGCCGUUCUGCUCAUACUCCUUGCUGUUAUUGCUCUCCUGGUGGCGAGCACCCGGUUUCUGGGGAGGCACGCUAAGAAGAUGAAGUCAGUCACAAUCAUCCACUCAUCAACCACAGAAACCGUCCGUCUGCCUGAUGCCGGCGACCAGAUGAUCGUUCAUACGGCCGUCAGAUCCAAACUCCCUCUUAAGAAGAAGGUAGCACUUCGCACUCGAGCAUACCGCAGUAAGAAGGAACAGACUAACAAACAAGGAGACAAGGCGUCGCCUGCGCAUGCCGCUAAGAACAACAAGAAGAGAAAACCACCGGCCCAGCCCAAACUUGAUGAAGUCAAGGUAGCAAAAGAAGCUACUGCCGUUGUUACAAAUGCCGAAGGGAAGUCUCCUAAACAUGUUAUAUUAUCGAAACAUAAAGGAAAAGUUAAAAAGAGGAAGCUCAAAGUCAAAAAAGAAACCAUAGAUUACAGCUCGAUGCAGAAACAUCCUUCUACUCCUAUUAAGGAUAAUGAAGCUUUAUCUAAAGUUCAGAAAUGGCUGCUCAGCUCCCCCCAACCCACAGUUAUCCCUAAGUCGAAAUCUAUACCUGUCAAUUUAACUGAAAGAACGCAUCGCCAAAUCUCAAAAGGGUCCAGGAAAGCGAGGCCUUCAAAAAGUGCAACAAACCUUUUCUCCGGAGAGAAAGCUAGAUUACAAGUAGUUUUCAAACCUCCAUUUAGAUUUAGCGUAAAAAUUUGUAAGAGCGAUAAAACUAAAGUCGUUCUAGAUAAGUCGUCGAAGCCCGAACUAGAGAGGAAACGUCACGAUUCCCUUCCUCAGCAGACCUGUCCAGCCGAUUCGGGAAAAACAAACCUUAUCUCUAAACUGAAGUUAUCCAAUUCAGUUAAAAAUAGUACAGAACAUCCAACGAAUUCCCAAAUCGCAGGCAUACAACAAGAAACCGUUCACGGUUAUGAAAAUCUCCUACCUCGCAGUGUUAGCGAUUGCAAGUUGUUAAAGAAACCGGCCGAAGUCAAAGUACGAAGCGGGCACAAGAAAAGUAAUUCGGUUGGUCAGAGACGCGAUACGACGGAGAGUAGACAAAACCUAAUAUCGCAGGAAGAUUUUGACAACGCUCACGUUUACGAAAACGUGGUGUUGUCGCAGGACGCCUUCGUGCCGAAAAGUUGCAGUAUGCCGCGCCGGCAGAACUCCGCUGUCAUCUCAAGACAGAGCAGCUACGGCCAUCUACCUCGAGCACAAAUCCGCCCACAUCGACAUAGCACCAACAACGUCACGCGAUCACGAAACAACAGCAGCGGCGAACUAGAACACUUUUAUAACGUGAUCGACACGUUGCGGCGCGACGCCAACCCAUGUGACACUAACACCAGUAGUUCGUCCGGUGGUACCGCGCGCCAGGGGAAAACGCGUCAGAACAGUCUAGUCGAUCCGUCGAAGCUCAAGCGGCAGAUGAGUGAGGUCGAGCUGGAUAAAAGUAAACUCAGGGGCUUCCAAUUAGUGGUGGGAAAGGAGAAGCUGAAGCGGCAGAUGAGCGACAACGAGUUGGGUCGUUCGCGGCCUCAGUUGGCCAUGCCGAUGCCGAUGUCGGCGGGCGCAGAGCCGCGACCCGCGUUCUGCUUCAAACGCGCCAGCCUCGACUGCGAAGCGUCUCUUCCGGCACGGCAAAAGUCUCGUAGCUCCAAACGGACGUACACGUUUGGAGAACUCAAGAACACCGUCCCGAGUGCCGAACCGUGUCCGUCGCCGGCCGACGGCAUUCACAUCUCGCCCGAGGAAUUUUUGAAAAUAAUCGAUAAUUAA
This is a messenger RNA of Pieris macdunnoughi, 4095 nucleotides long. Lineage: Eukaryota; Metazoa; Arthropoda; Insecta; Lepidoptera; Pieridae. The record is from the annotation of a GenBank genome assembly.